Molecule: messenger RNA, 1939 nt
Organism: Cornus florida
Lineage: Eukaryota; Viridiplantae; Streptophyta; Magnoliopsida; Cornales; Cornaceae
Exons: 4
Coding region: 881-1702 (273 amino acids)
Source: RefSeq, a predicted model, not a curated record
CCUGCAGUGCAUCGGUCAUGGAAAAAUAAAAAUUGAGCCUUCCCAGGGACCAUCAGCGCCUUUUUUUUUUGGGUUGCCAAAUACUACCAAAAAAAAAAAUCUGUCUGGGUUUGAAAAUGGCUAUUUCAACGAUCUUGUCAUUGCUGCAUUGAAGUUAGAAUUGCUUCUCAAAGAAAGAGUGUGCAUGUAUAUAUACAGCAGUUGUAUUGUUUUGCGUCCAGGCCUUUCUUUGAAGGACUGACUACGGGAAUUUGAAGAUCAUUGCUCAAUUGUGGCCUGAAACCUUGCUGAGAAGCAUAUUUUGAUCAAGAGUUUUUAGUUGUUUUGGAUCUUCUUUCCCUGAAAAAGACAAAAUUAUAUGUUUUCACCUCUCCAGUUUUACAGCUCUCUUUCUGAAUUGUACUGGAUUUGCAUUUUCCAAGAGUGUAUAAUAUCAGAGGCCUUUUUCUCUUGGACAACAAUAUGAAGCCUGUGGAGCAAAAUGAUGACAAUCAACAAAUACAAAAGAAAGGGAAAGGUCAUGAUACUAUUUACCUCAUCUCUAGCAGUACAGAAACCAAAAUGUGGUGUAGCCUUGUAGGCAUUUCUGUAGCUCUUCUUGUGGACAGACAUUUCCAGCGGUAUCUUUAAUGCACCAUAUGAUAGAAUACAAAAUUCCUUAAAUCCUCACUUUUGUCUUUCUUUGGUUUGAGACGAGACUGACUCUGAUGAAUGAUGCUACAGCCACGUUGUGGCCGUAACUACCUUUCCUUCAAAAGACACAUAAAAGUACCUUGAACUUCCAAUCUCUCGUGGACUAGAAGAGAGACUUACUUUAGUUUCUGAUUGGGGAGAUAAUAGCCAGUAAGUACUGGUGAAGCCAAAUUUGCGAUAGAUAGAGAUGCAUUCCAUGUGGGUGUCUUUGAAGGAGAAUGUAAACUGCAGGAGUAAGCUAACUGAUGUAGUUCACACGACAGAAAAAUUCGUUCAGAACAGAAGCUAUACUCUUGAAAAUGAUACCUCAGACAGUGAGCUUCUCCGUCAAAUGAAAAGGUCAUCGUGCAACGUGAAUUUUGGGCAAAACCAGACCCCCAAGCAGUUUUAUGAGCUGGAACUUGGUCAUCCGUCUAGGAAUGUUAUUGAGAUGAUCUUCCGAGCAGCAUCAACAAACUCCACAAAGCAUUACAUGAAGAUCAAAAAAGUUCUUAGGGUGAACAACCCAAUAGAGAUGCUAGAAAAGUUUGAGAAGUACAGAGGGGCAGUGAAGAACAAAGCCUAUGAACAAAAUAAAAGGCAUCCAAGAAGCAUGGUGGAUGGAAAUGAGUUGUUACGCUUCUAUGGCACAACGAUGACCUGUUGCAGCAGAAAGCUAACAAACGGUGUAUCUGAGCUUUGUAGAGAUCCCUUCUGUCGCGUCUGCAGAAUAAUUCAAUCAGGCUUCAACACAGAAUACAUGAGGAAGAAUGGAAUUCAGUUGAGCACGAGCAGCCAGGAUCUGAGUGAGAACAUGAUCACCAAUACAAAGGGGCAAAAUAUAAGGAGGGCUGUAAUAGUUUGUCGCACAAUAGCUGGGAGAAUUCUCAGAGUAGCUAAUAUGGUUGAUGGGGAAAAUGAAGAAGAUUAUGAUUCAAUUGGAAGUGGAGGACUAUAUUCCAAGCUAGAAUACUUGAUUGUACAAAAUCCUAGUGCUGUACUCCCCUGCUUUGUUAUAGUAUUCAACUAGAACCAUUUUUUCCCUUUUCUGGUCCAGUGAGAGUGAUUGCUACACAAUAGGGAUUAGCCUUCCCCAUACCCCAAAAUCAUGACACAGAUGAAUGUGGAAUUGGACCCAGUUACUUUACCAAGUAAGCUACAGAUGUUGAUCAAUCCAACUUGCAUUUGUAUUCUUCCUUUUAAUGUAUCAGGAAAAAAAAAAGAAACCAGUACAGUUUUCACUUCCACGACACAUUAUGACUCAGGU